UUGAGACGUUCGGAUGACAUGCUGUCUGCUCUUAACAAGCCGCCGACAUCAGCACGGAGUAGACCGUGCCUAGUGUGCGGCCGGUGCAUCGGUCCUCGAGGCGGUUGGUGGCUUGGCUAUGCAAUGAAAGAAGCACAGUGAAUGUGGUUUGUGUUGUUUCUGCCUGCUUCAGUCAACGCCAACGGCAAAACCCGACGACUGCUGUGAACAUUGACCGCCCACCCGUCCCGCUUUCGCUAGGUACGUGGGUUCUUCGGUUGAGUGACAUUGUCGGCUCGAGUGCCCUGGAUUGGCUUCAAGAGAGGGAGAGGGGGGCAGAGGCUGGCGCCAUGCCCCUCACCGCUUCUGCUUGCCCGCGACGGGGCAUGUCUAGUUGCCCAACGCCCUGGGAAGCGCCCCUCCCCUCCCAGGCGUUGAGGCUCACGAGCGGAAAAUCGUCAAUCUCAACGACGUCCCUUGCCGCAGCCGCCAGACAUUCUUCGCUACGACUUCUUCCGACGAGUGGUUGCAAAUGUGUUGAUGCCCAGACAUUUCGUGACCGCCGAGAACUGACCCCACAGGGCAGUGCUGGACGGCAGCGAGGUAUCAGUGAGAGGCGUGGCGACAUUUCGGCGUCCAGAUGUCAUCUUCUGGCUUCCGAGACCGCGAAGGUGUGCUCGGACCCUUCUCAGGCCAUCGCGUGUACGGAUAAUGAGAAAGCUUGCGGUGGAUCGCAGUUAGUAAGACGCUUCCCCGCGUCUUGCCGAGCGAGACGCAUUUCCCCUCUUCUUCCCCAAGGUUCCCCAGCAUUGCACGGGGCCCAUCGUUCGUGUGAGCGCGGCGCGAAGUGCCCGUUGUCCCUUCUGGCCUCUCGUCCUGGCUCUAUUUCCGGCCAUCCGAGCCCUUUGGGGGGGAACCCCCCACACUUGUCAUCGUGCGGCGGACAGAUCUAAGCUCCGUAGAUGGAGCCGUCAGAUUGGCGCAAAACUUGUGGGCAAAUAAGCUUAGCAGUUGCAAAACGG
Molecule: messenger RNA, 1001 nt
Organism: Colletotrichum navitas
Lineage: Eukaryota; Fungi; Ascomycota; Sordariomycetes; Glomerellales; Glomerellaceae
Exons: 1
Coding region: 330-932 (200 amino acids)
Source: RefSeq, a predicted model, not a curated record